Molecule: messenger RNA, 1305 nt
Organism: Cuscuta europaea
Lineage: Eukaryota; Viridiplantae; Streptophyta; Magnoliopsida; Solanales; Convolvulaceae
Source: the annotation of a GenBank genome assembly
CAAACAUCUCCCGUUAGUAUGAUCUAGCGGAGUAACUUUACUUCCGCAUCUCUUUCGAAGGAUUCAAUUAUGAAGGGUUUAAGGCAGAUAGUCUCAGUUAGCCCCGGAGAAACGUCUGGCUCUGAGGAAAUACCAGCGCUAGCACGCUUCCUCUUCAUCUUUUUCAUGUGUCAGGAGAACAAAUCAGAUCUAAAAAAGAUGCAACACCAUGUGGAGGAGGCUAGCGUGCGAGAGGUUGAAAGGUUACACAUCUCUGUGGUCGUUCAUAACCCCAUGCACUAUGAAAUAAAGCUAGAUGAAAUUAUUAAACUGAAAUAUUUCAUCCCCCUACUUUUUUAUCAUCAAAAAAUUUAUCUUUUGAAAGUUUAUAUCUUGUCUUAUAAAAAUAAGUAACUCAUAUGAUUUUUUCUCGUGUAUGACUACUUUGUUGUCCCUAAGUCUCUGAAAGAUCCAACUAUGCAGUUAAAAGGGAAGAAAGAAGCCUUUUAUCCCGUCAAACUAUACUGCGCGGUGUGCUUGCACCACAUUGAAUAACAUACUUAUGCUACGUAAUCACUGUAUAUUAUUAUUGUACAAUAUAUAUCUAAGAGAAUAUGUCAAUGUAAUCUUAAAAAUUACUCCGUAGUUUACAUCACUUCUUCCUGAAAACUUGAACGCCCUUUUCGCUUACUUGUUUCAGAAAGUGUUUAACAAGAUUCCUUGAUGCAAACUUUUUUAGUCUAUAAGAAAUAUACACUGUGCUGAUAAUUUGCAUUAUAUAUAAUUCACAUUGGGCAUUUAAUCAAUCGCUCAACGCGCGUAGGAAACUAGUAUCUCUACAAUAUUAUAAGAGGGAAUAUUGUCAGGGAUGUAAUGGUGAUAAAAAAUGUUAGUGUUUUUUAAUGCAUUAAGCUUGUAUACCUUAUGUUUACUUUGUUGUACAUCUAACCUUAUUUUAACUUUACGUUUUAACGGAAAUGUUAAAACAGCCCAUCUUCCGUCUGUCCUUCUGUUUAUUGGAGAAAUUCCAUUGUCCUUUUACAUUUAAUUCAAGUCGUUGUAAAAGUUUUUCUUUCACCUCCUUUGUUCCAGCAUCUCACCAUCACUCCACAGUACACCAUUUAUUAACAUUGGCAAAUUAAAGGAGGACCCGCUGAAGCACCUGCGGUUCUGCACUGCUUGCACAUUGUUUGCCGGUCUGCUAUGCGAUUGCCGACAGAGGAGGGUGAUUGGGUGAAGGAACCGCUGCACUCCCAUGUUUCCCCCUGCUUUGGUCAACGAGGAAGACAAUACGUCUAUUCCUAUUUUAUUUACUGGAUGUGCUAG